This is a messenger RNA of Porites evermanni, 3919 nucleotides long. Lineage: Eukaryota; Metazoa; Cnidaria; Anthozoa; Scleractinia; Poritidae. The record is from the annotation of a GenBank genome assembly.
GCUUGGAAAAACAACAUGGCGGCGCUCAGCGUAGAAAAAGGUCCGCUCUUCAAAGUCAUUUUACUUGGAGAAGCUGGGGUAGGAAAGACCUCGAUAUUUUACCGUGCAAAAGAAAACUCGUUUCUCCAACACAGGAAAAACACCAUGGGAAUUGACAGCUUUUCUAUGUACAUCAAGGUUGGCGAUCAACAGGUUACUGUAAGUGAAGUUUCCGUUUGAACUGCAAUUCAAUAAUUAUUAAAAUAAGCUUAUAAGCUUAUCUUUUUAUAGUUGCAUCAGGAACAUGUGAUGUCUUAGUUAUGUAAAUAUAUUCCUUUUUUGUACAAUAUUUUAUUUUCGACGCUGGAUGAUAUAAAAAAUAAACCAUCAACAAAAGCGAACAUAGCUAAUUGCUAGCGAGCAAUUACCCUAUGGGGUCGUGAGUCGACGGAGCGUAUUACGUAGUUUCCCAUAUUUCAUGAAUUAGGACGUUAAAUUAACAUUUUUUUUUCAAUCCUAUCCCACACCCCACAGCGUAAGCCGUCUAUUAGAUCCAACAAUGUCAAGUAAUGAUGAUUGAAAUAUAAUGAAAAAGACAAAGACUAAAGCAAUUACUUAACAUAUUGCUGAAGAGGGUCCAUCUGGCAUGAAUGAUUACACCCUUCUAGCAUUACUCUCUAUUCCCAGUGCUACAUUACAAGAGAGAAAGAAUCUUUUAUCUCUCUCUAUUGUAGAGUCUGAUCAAGAAACCAAUGCCUGAAGUGUAUACCUUAUUAUAGGAAAUUAACUCUUCAUGAAAUUAAUGCGAAUUUCAAAAAUUUGCGUUAAUUUUAGUCACAUCAAGAUCUGUAAAUGUUAAUUUCCACAGCGUUAGUUGAGUGUAGCAUUAAUUUCCACGACCUUAAUUUCCACGCUUUUACCCCAAAUUCUCAAUACAUUUCUGAUGUUCUUGACACCUAAGAAAAAGGAGUAUUAUGUCAGGGUGGAGAUCCGCCAGCAGCAGUUAAACUGUGAAGAACUUGAAGUGGCCAGAUUUGUUUGCUUAACGUUUAAGUUAAGAACCACGAACAAAGUUUCCAUUUUGGAUGAUACGAUUAACUUUGUUCCUGUUGUCUCAACAGGUUUUGUUUCUUUGUAAUCAUUGCGUUAAUUUCCUUACUUUUGAAAUGUUACCCCCCGGUACCCUCUCUUUUGCAUUAAUUUCCUUUAUUCGAAAAUCAUUUUUUACUAAAUUCAUGUUAAUUUAAGGCGCGUUAAUUUCUAAUACCUUAAUUCUGUGGAGAGUUAAUUUCCUAUCGUAAGGUAUAUAGGGUUUGAUCCACUUAUUGGUUGUCCACUGGGAACUAGUGCCUGGGUACAGUAUCAGUAUAAAAUGGUGUUGUGUUCACACCUUGAGUAUCCAACAUGUAACUGUGUGCACACUUACUUUAUUUUGCCCUGUCAGACACUAUUUUGAAUCAUGAACUUAGCAGCGAGUACAAAGCAGUGGACAAUCCCAGAACUAACAAAAACAGUUUGCUCACAGGAACGCGGUGCCCACUCUUGAGCCUUUUUGUACAGGUCACCUGCACCGUGCCUGAAUUCUAGCAUGGGUACUUGAAAAAGAGGUGUGUUCAUAUUGGCGCCCAGCAAGUACCAUACUCGGACACCGUGCUAGGGCACCAAGUGUGAAUACUGCCUUAAGCACAAGUUACAGCAAAAUUCAUUGUAUUGCGCUGUGCAUUUUGGAAAAUUCAAAGGAAUUUUGGUUUUUUCGGUUCCUUCAGUCAUCUUACAAGACCUCUUAGGAAACACAUGUUUACUUCCACGAGUUCAAAAGGUCCUGGUUUGUGAUUCGUGAUUGGCGGAUUUUCCAUUUGUUUUGUUUGUGUCAUGUUUCAAGUUUCAUUGCUUUGUGAUCAUCCUGUUUCAGGCAAUACUCUGCUAUUUAAGUUUGCUUUGCAGAUUUUUCUGAUCUUUCUUAUUCUUGUCACUUCCAAGAAUAAAGCAACAUCUGCCUCCUUCCUUCAACAAAAAAUCCGCUUACCAUUGCGAUUUCCUUUGCUAUUCUUGAGCAGUCUGGAGUCAUUCUCAGCCAAGCUGUGCAAGCACGUUACAUUGUGAUUUGCAUUAAACCCACCUUUACUCAAAUAAUUGAAGGAACAGAAAAAACGAAAACAAUAUUACAAUACGGGCAGCACGAUACAACGAAUUUCACUAUAAUAGAACCAGUUUAUACAGGAAAUUAUAACUGGAUGAUGUUCAAGUGAAUCCAGUAUCCUGACUGACUACCGAAGAGGGCAUAUAAUAAAAUAGUUUCUUGAACAAAUUUGUCCUCCUAAGAUGGCUGAAUAUUGGUCUCAAUCUUUUCCUUUUUUAUUUUUCAUAAGGAACACAACUUCAAAUUGGUCCAAAAAAAGCACUUGGCCAUUAUUCAGCCUUUUUGGUCCUCACACAUGAUCAGUAACACAUACAGAAACCAUCUGACAGUUUGCUGAAAAGGUUUAUUAUUAUGCAUGAUCCCACCAUAAAAGGUUCUGAUCAAUAAUAUUCUAAAAGUAGAGCUAUAUAAUGUAGUGUACCCAUAAUUUGACCCUGGGAGUGAUAAUAUCAUGUCGCAAUGUCUAUGAGCUUGAGAUAGGCAAUUAAAUUAGUGGGGGAGGGGGAGAGAGGUGAAUGUGAAUCAUACACUGUACAUCCAGAUGUGGUUCUGUUGUGGUUCUUAGCAUUGCAUCCCUGCAUUUCAGGCUUUUAAGGUCAAGCCAAGUUAAGCAUACCCACCAAGAUUCUAUGAAUGAAUAGCCCAUUUUACAGUUACAGGUGGAAAUGAGGCUGGAAUUGACCUUGCUUUGAUAUAACCCUUCCUGCUUUAUAUUUAUUUUUAUGUAAAUCAUGUUUUUGUUAUGCUAACUUGUAUUUUUUAAGCACAUUUUACAUUGGAAAAGGAAGGAGGUUUGUAUCAAAACAAGGUCAAACUCAGCUUCACAUUCACACAAAGGCUGGGACACUAAGCCCACAACUGUAAAAUGGCCUAUUGAUUAUCUGAAAAAAUAAUCUCUCAGCUGUAGUAGUUGUAGAUCUCAGCCUCAUCUCUGCAUUCUUGCAUGCAUGAGUAGCAGUGAGUUCAUACACGUAGUAAUGAGAUUUCUGCCAGCUCGGUUUCCUAAAUUUUGGUACAAAUGUCUUCAUAAUGGUUUUAUGACUUUUAUCCAGUUAAAAAUUCUUUAAUCUGACCAAAUACUGAUAAGUUGUAGGGAAACGUUCACUGCUCAUUAGGCAUGCAGGAAUGCAGAUUUGAACUUGACACUAGGUAGGGGAAGGACUAACACAUUUUUUUUUCAAAUAAUCAAUUAUCAUGUUUUGCCUGGCUAGGCUAUAACGUUUUUUUUCUUUUUGUAGCUUGGUGUCUGGGACACAGCAGGAGUGGAAAGAUUUCGCACAAUUACAAAUAACUACUACCGUGGGUCACAUGCUGCUAUAUUUGUUUACAGCAUGGAUGACCCUUCAUCAUUACACUAUUUAGCACACUGGCUUCGUGAUCUCAACGAGUAUUCUCCUGAAGCCAUGAAAAUUCUUGUUGGAAACAAAAAAGACCUGGAAUGCGAGAUAUCCAAAGAAACCAUUGAAUUAUUUAGAACUGCAAAUGAGUGCCACCUAAGUGUUCUUACAUCAGCCAAGACAGGGGAAGGAAUUCAAGAUAUGUUCGACAGUGUUGCACAGAUGCUGGUUGGACAAGGCCAGAAUAAACUUUCUUCAACUUCUACUGUGAGUCUUGAUUCUCCUCAUCCGAGGAGUGGAUGUUGUUCUUGAUGUUAGUAAUACGCAGUGUUGAUUAAGAUGUUACGGUCAAGCCAGCGUAUUUUGAAUUAAUUAAAUGAUCACCUAUGGCCUACCCUGAGAAAACAGAUGAGAUUUCGUGAUACCACCAGUGGUUUUCCCACGAAAUAACAUUUGAGCAAUG